Molecule: messenger RNA, 5432 nt
Organism: Epinephelus moara (kelp grouper)
Lineage: Eukaryota; Metazoa; Chordata; Actinopteri; Perciformes; Serranidae
Gene: fbln2
Product: fibulin 2
Exons: 17
Coding region: 266-3874 (1202 amino acids)
Cellular component (GO): extracellular region
Molecular function (GO): calcium ion binding
Source: RefSeq, a predicted model, not a curated record
UGGAGGUGAUUCUAUUGAAGUUCGUCCCGCCCUCCCCCCCUCAAAAAAAAAGAAGGGAGCGAGGGCGCUCCCAGCCUCCCAAGUCGGAGUCAGGACACAAACUUUACGCACAAGUUUCCUUUAGGAGCACAGCAGCGCUGCACAGACGCAAGGCUAAAGGACACAAGAGUCUUUCUCAUCUGGGAUAAGAUCUAGCCUGAAGAGACGCUUUUUCUUUGAAGAACUGACUUACAAUUUUAUUUUUUUGUACUUUUUUAAAUGCAAAAUGAACAUUCAGAGAGCAACGUUGUUUUUAAGUUGGAUGUUUCUGUGCAUGGACAUGUGUCUAAGCCAGAAAGACUGCACAGGCGUGGACUGUCCUGAUCUGCAGAGCUGCAUUGAGUCAGUUUUAAAGAAGGGCGCCUGCUGUCCCACCUGUGUACAAAAGGGCUGCACCUGUGAGGGUUACCAGUACUACGACUGCGUCCAAGCAGGCUUCCAGGAAGGGAAAGUCCCAGAGAGGGAAUCUUACUUUGUGGAUUUCGGAAGCACUGAAUGCUCCUGUCCCGAGGGAGGUGGCAAGAUAAGCUGUCAUUUUAUUCCAUGCCCCGAGAUUUCCCCCAACUGCAUUGAUAGUUCACAACCUGCAGACGGUUGUCCAAUAUGCAGACGAAUUGGCUGUACCCAUGGCACCAAGAAGUACGAGGCGGGGCACUCGUUUCAGAUGGACCUGUGUCAGGUUUGCCACUGUCCAAAUGAUGGUGGAAAGUUAAUGUGUUCACCUAUCCCAGGCUGUGACCUUCGCAGUUCCAACAAUCCCAUGUGGGUUACCACCACUGAGAACAACAGCCCUUUGAGAGACAUUAGCAGUCGUCCUGACAGCCGACAAACAAGUCCUGUGGAACCAUUUUCCAAGCUGGCACUGGGGAACACUCUACCACUGUAUAAACCGGACCCACCCAGUUUUGGCACAGGGGAUUAUGACUACACACUGGCAGGGCCGACGUCUUCCACUAUCCAAGAUCUGGCCCAACCACUGGAAUCUACUACAGUACCACCAGUUUACCCAGAGUCAAGCUCCACUUCCUUCAGCUCCCAUGAUGACAGGAGACAUGAGCUGAGGGAGACACAAAAAAGCUCUGAUUCAGUGAGCAGUGAGGCUGAGGUCACACAGAACACGGAUCCAACCACCACAGGGCUUCAGAGCGAAACAUCAACAUCGUUGACGACAACCACACAAGGAGUGACCACAGAGAACCAGCUGCAACAGGAAGUUAGUGAAAGGACCAUUAGACAUAACAAUGACAGACACAGAGUGGCACAGGACACUUUAAAAGACACCGCCCGUGCAAACAAGGAGGCCAGGCGCUCUGACCGUCACAAACAUAGUCAAGGCACUCGCACAGGGAGUCAUGGCGGCCCCCAUUCUGCUGGCCGAAAGGAGCAGGAAAAGGUGUCUGCAGAGUAUAGGCAGCCGCUCGGUAAAGAGGAGCAGGUCUCGCAUCCCACAAUAGAGCUCAGUCCCACCAGCAGAACUCCAAUCAGGAUGAGGGAGGAUGGACAGCAAAGACAAUCCCAAACCCUCAACAACUACCAGGAUGCGAGGGGAGACUCUGAAGUGUCUGCCAAGGAGCUGGUGAAGACCUGCUGCGAGACAGGGGAGAAAUGGGCUUCAGCUAAUGGUCACUGCAACAACAUGGAGCCUCCCACAAAAGAUAGACACUCCAUCUGCUGGACUGCCCAACAACAGUGCUGCCGCGGCUCCCUGAGAGAAAGUCGGUGUUUGGCUGGAAUGACUGCAGCCAGAGCAGGAAAUACGUGUCAAGAGGAUGCCAGCGAUAAAUGUGGGAUCGAUUCCUACAAGGAGUGCUGCGACUGCUGCUCUCUGGGGCUGCGUUUCCACCGUGAGGUGCAUCGCUGCGAAGCCCACCUGCACCUGGGCUUCCACUGCAGACACGUCUUUCUAAAAUGCUGCGAGGGGGAGCAGAGCAGUACGGGGAAUCAAGAUGGCUGGCAGAGAGUCAGAGAGAGGCCCGCUCUGGACUCCAGUCCACCGCCAAAAAAAGCAGUAUCCGACAGCCCGUACCCAAAAGAGGCCUUCUCCAUUGCCGAUGAGCGGGGUGGGGAGAAUGCAGUGGAGGGUCCCGUUGAGGUGGAGGACAUGGAUGAGUGCCUGAUAUAUGAGGGCAACAUCUGCCACCACAGAUGUGUCAACACGCCGGGCUCUUACCGGUGCGAGUGCUUCCCGGGAUACGUGCUGCAAGAGGACGCUUUCACAUGUGUGCAAGAGACGGUGGACGAGGAGAACAGACUGAAGGAGGAUGACAGAGCAGCAGCGGAGCCCACUUCACCGCUUCCGCCCCCCACCCAGCCCACUGUCCCACUCAACCCCUGUGAAGGAAACGGCCCAUGUGAGCAACACUGCACCUCAGUGGGCGGAAGGCCACAAUGCUCCUGUUUCCCAGGAUUCUCCCUUACAUCUGAUGGACGCUCCUGCGAGGACAUAAAUGAGUGUUUGUCCGUGAGAGCCUGCCAGUUGAAUGAGCGCUGCGUGAAUACUGCAGGGAGUUACAUCUGUCAGAGACCGAUCACAUGUCCCCCGGGAUACCAGAUCAACAAUGGCAUUUGCAAAGACAUCAAUGAGUGUGUGCAGGGGACCCAUAACUGUGGGCUCGGCUUUGAGUGUGUGAACACGGAGGGCUCGUUCAGGUGCAACCCCAGACCUCAAUGUCCUGUGGGCUAUAACCAGGACGCACAGGGCAUGUGUGUAGACAUUGACGAGUGUGCUGCUUCGCCCCAGCCAUGUGGUCUGGCAUUUAACUGCGCCAACACUGUGGGAUCCUACAUGUGCCAUAGGAAGAUAAUUUGCAGCCGUGGUUAUCAUGCCAGUCCUGAUGGCUCCACAUGUAUCGAUGUGGACGAGUGUCAGAGCGGUCUGCAUCGAUGUGGAGAGGGCCAGCUGUGCCACAAUCUGCCUGGCUCAUAUCGUUGUGAAUGCCAGACAGGCUAUCAGUAUGACUCAUUCAGAAGAAUGUGUGUAGAUGUAAAUGAGUGCUGGCGCUACCCAGGCCGCCUGUGUGCCCAGACCUGCGAGAACACCCCAGGCUCCUAUGAAUGCUCGUGUACAACUGGCUUCCGCUUAUCCGGCGAUGGAAAGAACUGUGAAGAUAUGAAUGAGUGUUUGGCCAGCCCAUGCAGCCAGGAGUGUGCCAACAUCUAUGGUUCCUACCAGUGCUACUGCAGACAGGGCUACUACCUCCGGGAGGACGGGCACACCUGCGAAGACAUCGACGAGUGCUCCCAGAGCAUUGGCCAUCUGUGUACCUACAAGUGUGUGAACGUUCCUGGCAGUUACCAGUGUGCUUGUCCUGAGUAUGGCUACACCAUGUCUCCAAAUGGGCGCUCUUGCAGAGAUAUCGACGAGUGCGCCACAGGGGCCCAUAACUGCUCUCUAGCUGAGACCUGCUACAACAUCCAAGGAGGGUAUCGUUGCCUUUCUCUCGACUGUCCACCAAACUACCGCAAAGGGACGGACACGCGCUGUGAGCGGAUCAGCUGUCCCAACUACCUGGACUGUCAAAACUCCCCUCUGAGAAUCACCUACUACUACCUCAGCUUCCAGUCCAACAUCGUCGUCCCUGCUCAGAUCUUCCGCAUCGGACCCUCCCCCGCCUACUCGGGAGACAACGUCAUCGUGACCAUCACGCAGGGAAAUGAGGAAAACUACUUCAGCACCCGGAAGCUGAACGCCUACACGGGCGCUGUGUACUUAAAUCGACAGGUCGAGGGUCCCAGGGAUUUCUCGAUCACUGUGGAGAUGAAGCUUUGGAGACAGGGGACGUUUACCACUUUCCAGGCCAGGAUCUUCGUCUUCAUCACGGCCAACUCACUCUAACAGUGAGAGACGUGCUGUGGCCACCAUGGACCUUUUCCGUUAACACUAUUUAACAAUGUUAUAAAGUAUACCACUGUCUGUCAUGAUUGGUUUGAGUAGUUAAUCUCGCUUGUGUCCAGUCCAGUCGAAGUUCAUUUUAAAGGGACAGUCCACCCCAAAAUCAAAUAUACAUAUCUUUCCUCUUACCUGUGGUGCUGUUUAUCAGCCUAGAUUGUUUUGGUGUUAGUUGCUGAGUGUUGGAGAUAUCAGCUGUAGAGAUGUCUGUAAUGGAACUAGAUGGCACUCAGCUUGUGGUGCUCAAAGUGCCGAAAAAAUACAUUUGAAAAACUCAACAGCAAUGUGUCUUUCCAGAAAUCAUGACUCAGUUACUCAAGAUAAUCCGCAGACCUUGUUGUGAGCAGUUUCCCAUAGGGACUACUUUCUUUCUACAGAGCUCACACAACAACCUCUGCUCUGAAAAAAGUGUGCAUCUACUCAUGGACGAGAGGCUUGUGCUCUUGACAGCCCGAGAUAUUAACAUUAAUGGCAUCCCACUUAGCUUAGCUGUAAUUUUAGCUAGCUCAGUGGUGCUAGAUGAGCUAGCAGAGGAUGCACACCUCCUUCCACGCAAAAAAUAGUCCCUACAUGAAAUUGCUCACAACAAGGUCUGUGGAUUAUCUUGAGUAUCCGAUCAUGAUUUUUGGAAAGAGACAUUGCUGUUGUGGUUUUCAAAUGUAUUUUUUUUUUGGCACUUUGAGCACCACAAGCCGAGUGCCAUCUAGAUCCAUUAUAUUUGAGAAAAGGUAGACAUGUCUAAGACUCAACAACUCACACCAAAUUAAUGUAUUUUGAUAAAUAGCACUACAGGUAAGAGGAAUAUGUAUAUGUAUACUUGAUUCCGGGGUGAACUGUCCCUUUAAAGCAUUGCUGUAAAAGUAGUGGAAUAUUCAAAAAGGCUUUUGAGUCUGUUUUCACCGCGACUGCAUGUAAUAUCAAAAUUAUCUUUUCUUUUAUUACCACUUCUCAGUUGAGUUGUUACUGUACGUCAUUAAUUUCCACGGUUCAAGAGAUCCAUGCAAAACACAUUCCAUAUUUUCCAAAACCCAUUAAAAUCUGAAUCCAAACAUAAUAACACAAACAUAUUUAUUUUACCAGCAGAAUGAAACAAUUUGCUGAUUAUCUCGACCAGAUGUGAGUAAAGCAUUAAAAUGAUAACUGGCUUCUAGCUUCAGCCCAGCUCUUCUUCUUUUUUGUCAUAAUGAGAGACUUGUAUCCCAGUUUUGUGCUCAAAUCAUCCUGUUAUCAGAUGGUGAUGUGUAGUUUGAUCACUCUGUGGUGAAAGCAGAGACAAAGAGUCUUGUAAGAGUUUGCAUCUCGGUGUCGCAACUUUUCUUUUACCCCGCGCUGCUGUUUUUGUUUUGUCCUCAAAGUAUUUUAUAUUAUAUAAUUUUGUAUCACUCUAUAUGCUGUAUUUUUGUAUCCCUGUAAUCAGACGCAGUAUUGAUGGAUGUAUUAUAUUUUUAUGCUAGAUUCAUAAAUUGCAAAGUAUUUUAGUAAAACAUUAAAAAACACAAGUGUA